Messenger RNA from Ceratina calcarata, 1541 nucleotides. RefSeq names its product regulation of nuclear pre-mRNA domain-containing protein 1B. Gene Ontology annotation, molecular function: RNA polymerase II complex binding. Gene Ontology annotation, biological process: mRNA 3'-end processing. Lineage: Eukaryota; Metazoa; Arthropoda; Insecta; Hymenoptera; Apidae. The transcript has 5 exons. The coding region runs from base 187 to 1203 and encodes 338 amino acids. The record is from RefSeq and is a predicted model, not a curated record.
CGACUAUUGGUCCCCAUCAUGGUCGCGUCGUCCCCACUUUCCGGUCGUGGGAUAAAUUACGAGAACCCUGCUGUUGAGUUGUUGAGGUUGAGUCGUGCACUGCAAUUGUGCGUGCGGCUCAUUAGUGAGAAUACGAAGGGCUUUUUGUACGUUCUUUGCUGACGAAACGGCGUUACAUUUUGAGAAAUGACAGGGUUUACAGAAAGUGCACUUGUGAAAAGGUUAAUGGACUUAAAUCCUUCUCAACAAAGUAUUCAAACACUCUCCCUUUGGUUAAUUCAUCACAGAAAACAUCAUCCGACCAUCGUUAAAGUCUGGUUUAAAGAGAUGUGUAAAGUGAAGGACAAUAGGAAAUUAAUGUUUAUGUAUCUGGCGAAUGAUGUUAUACAAAAUAGUAAAAAGAAAGGACCUGAAUUUGGUAAGGAGUUUGAAACAGUUUUACCAAAAGCCUUUGAACAUAUGAAAGGGUUCGAUGAGAAAACAAGAGACAGGUUAAAUAGGUUGCUUCAAAUUUGGGAAGAGAGAGGAGUUUAUGAUAAAGCACAAAUUGCAGAGUUUAAGUCUGCUUUUACAGUUUCAUCAAAAGAUACAGACACACCGCCUCCGAAAAAGAAACUUAAGAAUGAUGUAGAGAAAAUAAAGAAGGAAAAAAAGGAGAGAAAGAAAUCAGAGACUGAAGUUGAAGUGGAUGGAACCAAAGAACUACACGUAACAUUAAGUCCUCGCACUCCUGCAGGAGACCCACCAGAGACGGAGGAGCUUAUCAAAGCCUUAAUGGACUUGGAAAACACAGCGUCCUCGGAUGCUGGCGUUCGGGAACGUAUCGCAUCUCUGCCGCCAGAAGUUUCAGAAGUUUCACUUCUUGCGAAUUUGGCUGACAGAGCAGCUGCCGAUCAAUUAAGUGUUGCUGUGAACGAAGCCGCCGCGCUAUUAGCGGAUUACAAUGGCCGAUUGCAAGCAGAGAUGGAAGACAGAAGAAGAUUGCUAACUAUGCUCAGAGAUUACACUUUGGCACAAAGGCAGUUACUUCAACAGGCACAAGCAACGUUAGAAGACUACAAAGAAAAGCUUAAAAAAGUAUGCACAGUUCGGAACGAAGUAAAGUCACAUAUUUCCAAUUUGCCUGAUUUAACGCAAUUACCUGACGUUACGGGCGGAUUAGCGCCUCUUCCUUCAGCUGGUGACUUAUUUUCAAUGCACUAGCACGUGAGUUUAGAGAGCACGAUCGAAUUAUAUUUAAGUUCCAUGCAUAAAUGAAUACCAUGGUGCAUUAGCUUGGUUUUUGUAAUGAAAUAUAUCUGGUACCAUAAAUUUCUACUUUUUAAAUUUAAAACAUUGAAUAUUGAUCCUAUAAUUACAAUGUAUCAAGCGGAAAAAGUACUGAUAAAAGAGAUGACAUCACAAGACGAAUUUUAUAAAACACUUUAGUAAUCUACAUAAGCAAACGAACCAAGUAAUCGUAAAAAAGCCUCAAAAAAAUUGUGCCAGUAAUUCUUCAUGUUAUAUUUUAUAAUUGCAUAUUCAUGUUUCCUCAUUUCGUA